Boleophthalmus pectinirostris (great blue-spotted mudskipper) is the source of this 3268-nucleotide messenger RNA. RefSeq names its product 5'-AMP-activated protein kinase subunit gamma-1. Lineage: Eukaryota; Metazoa; Chordata; Actinopteri; Gobiiformes; Gobiidae. The coding region runs from base 124 to 1122 and encodes 332 amino acids. The record is from RefSeq and is a predicted model, not a curated record. The transcript has 13 exons.
CUCGGUGCGGUAGACAUAUGUGCAUUACGGUAGUGGCAGGCUCACCGGAGUCGCAGCUUUUCGUAGAAACCAGUGAACUCUGCGUCCUUUUCAUGAGAAAGCAUCUCAUUCAGAAGACAAAACAUGGCUACGGAGUGUAUACCACCUACUUAUGAAGAUCUGGAGGGUAAAAAGGACCCAGUCAUUGAAGACCCAGAACACAACGUCUACACUAGAUUUAUGAAGUCACACCAUUGUUAUGACCUCGUACCCACCAGCUCCAAGCUAGUUGUUUUUGAUACUUCACUUCAGGUCAAAAAAGCUUUCUUUGCACUGGUUUCAAAUGGAGUCAGAGCGGCGCCUCUUUGGGACAGCAAGAAACAGUGCUUUGUUGGUAUGCUUACGAUCACAGACUUUAUCAACAUACUCCAUCGAUACUACAAGUCUCCAUUGGUUCAAAUUUAUGAAUUGGAAGAACAUAAAAUUGAAACAUGGAGAGAGGUGUAUCUCCAAGACUCUUUCAAGCCGUUGGUUAGCAUAUCUCCAAAUGAAAGUUUGUAUGACGCAGUCUCAUCUCUGCUGAAGAAUAAGAUCCACAGAUUACCUGUGAUCGACCCACUGACCGGAAACACACUUUAUAUUCUCACACACAAAAGGAUCCUUAAGUUCCUCAAACUUUUUAUAGCAGAGAUGCCCAAGCCAUCAUUUUUAGGAAAAACCUUAGAGGAGUUAAACAUUGGGACAUUUCAUAAAAUUGCAGUGGUGCGUUCGGACACCCCACUGUACACGGCACUCGGGAUCUUUGUGGAGCAGCGAGUCUCAGCUCUCCCUGUUGUCGAUGAGAAAGGUCGAGUGGUGGAUAUUUACUCAAAGUUUGAUGUUAUAAAUCUGGCUGCAGAGAAGACGUAUAAUAACCUGGACAUCACAGUGACCAAAGCACUGCAGCACCGGUCACAGUAUUUCGAGGGAGUUCUGACAUGUAACAGACAUGAGACUCUGGAGGCCAUCAUUAACAGACUAGUGGAGGCAGAGGUGCACAGGUUGGUGGUGGUGGAUGAACAGGAGGUGGUGAAGGGGAUCGUGUCUCUGUCAGACAUCCUCCAGGCGCUAGUGCUCACAAACAAAGAUCAAGAAAAUGCAUGAGGCUGAACGAAGACACUACUACUCUUUUCUUAAGGACGGAAAGGGAACUGACAAGAUGUUAAUAGGGUUUUUAUACAUUUUAAUAUAGUAAAAAAAAAAAUACAAUAAUUUAACAGACUGUGGAUUGUAUUUUAGAGUUACGAUUUCAGGGGUGUGAACUAUAUGUAGCCAUUCAAACGUUUUUUUUCCCCUUCAUUUGUGUAUGCCUAAAAUAUGUGAUCAAUACCAUAUCUGAUAAAGGGGUCACAGAUUUUUUUUGCUGUUUAACGGUCUGAUUGCAGAUUUGUUGACCUGGUUUAUGUUCUAUAUCUCUGUAAUUACUGGGCCUAUCCUCAUGAAACAAAAACUGGUACAAAGUUCAUCUUCUUCUCUGUUAUCAUAAAUAAACUUUAGGUGAGAUUAUUUUUUCACAGUAACCUCAGAAAGUGGUGCCAUUAUUCAACUCUAAAGACGUGAUUGUUGUCAGCUGGCAAGUUUGUGGAGCCAUUCUCUUACAAAUAAUGAUAAGGUUCAACAUAUGUCGACCAUACGUUUGGACAUUUCUUUAAAAAAAAAACCUUAAAUCUCCCAUAGUUAUUUAUAUAGGACCUUGCCUUCCAUCUGAAAAUGACAUUCAAAUCUAAUGUGAAUGCAACCUAUUCAUAAUUCUUAAUAACAGAUGGGUACAAGGACUAUACUCUUUUUAGGGUUUUAUAAUGAUGAAUAGAAAAUAUUAUACAAGUGACUCAAAUACUGGCUUUGAGGGUUACAUCAGCACAUUUUCUCUCUUAAAACAAGCAACAGACUUAGAUAAACUUUAUUAAUCCACAAUGGAAAUUACAUCGACACAAUAUUAGAUGGAUAGAUUCAGUACAAACUGUGAAACAUUGGGAAUAAUGCAAUAUCAAAUUCUUACUAACAUUGGAUUUUUAUAGUAAUAACAUUAUAUGUACAAAUAAAUGACUGAAAUGUUUCACCGUACCGUAUUUUGUACAAUAUUUGCAUUUAAAAUUCUUUUUUUUUUUUUUUGUCUCUGAAAUAUUUGUAUUGUUAGAAACUUUGCACGUUACAUUGAGGAGAAAGUUAGUAGUUUAAAGGUCCUAUGUUACAGAAAAUUGAGUUGGAGUUGUAGGAGUUGUUUUGUUUCAUUCACAUGUUUUCCAAAGCUCAUUACAUUUUGUGAUGUCAUGAAGUGGGAUUUUUCCUUUUAGGAAGCUUUUAACAUAAACAUUGUUGGUUGAGUAUCCACUGAUCCACAAGUUGGCAGCGCGAUUCCAGCUCCCACCGAUAAAUGCUGUCCUUGGGCAAGAUACUUAACUCACCUCUUCCUAGUGUCCGUGUAACUUGUGUGUGAAUGUGCGGGUGGUUUCUUGAUGUAAAGCGCUUUGAAUGCCUCGAAGGUGGAAAAGCAUUAUAUAAAAAUGUGACCAUUUACCAUUUACCAGUAGAGAUAGACAAUUCCAAGGCUAAAAUUAUCCAAAUGAUUCUAAUGACGGUGUAUGGAGUUUAAAAACACAGUUGAGCAUUUUCUGUAUCACUACAUGACAUCACAAGGUGGAACACAGUAUUUUCUGGUUGAGAAAAGAACUCUUAACUAAAUAUGCAGGGUUUGUGUGUUAAACGUGUAAAUGAAGCAAAACACAAUUCCAGGUAUGUUUUGAUGAGGAAACAUUAUAUCAGAAAAUGGCGUAAUAUGGGCCCUUUAAGAUCAGUCCAGUCACUCUUCUCAUCCCAUGGGACCUGUUUUAUGAAAAUUUAAACCACCUCAAAAAUCAACAAAAAAGUACAAUCUUAGUUCUUACAAUUUUUGUUAAUUAUAACCUCAUUUCUACCAGCACUGAUCAUCUCCAUACACUUAAACCUAUAUUUUUGUUUUGUUUGUUUAGUUUUUUCCCUUGUUACAGUAUUGUACAAUUUAAUUUAUAACUUAGUUUUCACCAAAGACACAACCACAUUGUUAGUAAUUUUGUUAAAGGAAAUAUUCAGUGUGAGCAUGACGUUUACUUUAAAAUUUUAUUCCUACCAACAUUUGUAAGUCUUUUGUUCUGAGAAAUGUGUUUUGUUUUUAGUUUGUUUUAAAAAUUGUAAUCCAGCGUGAAACCAUGUGAAUGUUUUGUACUAAUGACAUUGUAAUUCAAGCAAUGAGCAAUAAAAGGUUCUGAAAAGA